Alnus glutinosa is the source of this 1363-nucleotide messenger RNA. RefSeq lists its product as uncharacterized. Lineage: Eukaryota; Viridiplantae; Streptophyta; Magnoliopsida; Fagales; Betulaceae. The transcript has a single exon. The coding region runs from base 340 to 1050 and encodes 236 amino acids. The record is from RefSeq and is a predicted model, not a curated record.
AUACUCUACAAUGCCCUCAACAAAGAAGAACCCCAUCCCUAUAAAGUUAGAAUCGUUAGAUGGAUCCUAGAAAUCCAUCAUGGAAGUCCAACUAAAUCGGACGGUUGGUAAGGAAUCCCAAGUGAUUCGACCUUUUUUUUUUAAUUUUAAAAAUGGACCCCACCUCAAUUGGAACGUUGAAACCAACCAAAAGGGUAAAAAGGAACAAAAGCUCAGCACUCUCUCUCUCUCUCUCUCUCUGUCUCUUCAGAGUCAAUAAGACCGUUGCAAAAUCAAAUUUUUAAUUGCACAAACUACAAAAAACCCCAAGAAGAAACUGCAAAAGCUACUGAUCGAUCAAUGCUCUGUCCCAAACCGAAACAGAGCAAGCAACAUAGCCAAGCCUCAAAUCCAUCAACAAUGGCAGAGACAAACGGCCCCCUGCGACAAACCCAGCAGCCAAAUCCGACGCUCCAAUCUAUCUUCCACGGCCUCGACCCCGUAUCUCUAAUCCUCUCUCAGAAUUCAAACCCCGACAAACCCGUUCCUCUCACACUCAUCACAGAGAGCUUCAUCAUGGAGAGAGGCCCCAGAUACCGAGCAUACGCAGAACUGCGAGAAUCAAAGCUGAGAAGGAAGCAGAUAAGGGAACAAGAACCGGAAGAAUAUGAGCCAAAAAUGACCCCUCCGAAGAAACAGGUCAAAUUUCAAGCGAAUUUGGUCUCUAGGCCUAAAGGGUCCUCCGUUCUUGCGCAGUCGGUGCCAGAUUUCUCAGCGGCAUUACGAAAAGAGAACAGGAAGCCGGUGACGACGCUUCCUCCGAUGCUGGAGAUGACGCCGCCAUCAAAGAACUGGUCGAAAGUUAACGGAGUUCUGUCGAAUGCGAGAGGGAGCAAGUCGGCAAAUGCAGGGGAGAAGAGGGGUGGAUUGAUGGCAAGGAAGAGCUAUGCAAGCGUUGAGGAAUUGAAGGGGCUCUCUUCGGCCGCAGCGAAUGCGAUUACUGGUGAAAACAGGAGAGGGAGGAGCAGCAGAGGGGUGGGGAAGACUGUUCUGGGGUACAGACAGUUUUGAAUGUGAUGGUGGUGGCGGCGGCAGCGGCGGAGCUUGAUUUUAUACAGAAUUUGUAAGCCAUGUUACUUGUUUUUUGAUUGAAAUUGGAUUUGUUUCACGAGCAUUUUAGAGUAAUGUUCCACUGCUUACUCCAGAGGUUGAAGAAGGAUUUGUUUUCUAUUUUUUUUUUAAAUUUUUUUUUCCCCUAUUACUUCUCUGGAGGUAACUAUAGAAUAUAUGAUUGUAACAUACAGGAGAUUUGAGAUUUGAGAACAUGGUUGUUCUUUUCUAUUUUCUGUAACUCAAAAGUUUGCAAGGAUUUUUGAUUGCACUA